GUGCCGUGGAUGCGGUUCAAAUUUGAUUCGUGAGUAAUGCCAGCUUGUGAAAGCAACAAGCGCAGGCAAACCUAGGAUGCAAUUAGUUUUGCGUUUUGUGCCAAAGGACCGGCGCCCAUUUGUACACAGCAAGUAGAGGGAAGUCCAAGGGUGGAUGGGGAAGGUCAUGCCAGGACAUUGGAUACGUGGUGAUACCACUGUUGUACAAUGUUGUAGGCAGCUUUGCGUGCGGGUGGGCUGCAUGGCAGGUCUCAGGCGCUGGUAUCUAGCUGGAUGCUGCCUGGCCAGGGGCAGCAUCUUUUGCAGCAACAGCGGGGGCUUUGCAAUGAGCUGUUGCAGCGCUCGCAAGGCCAACGGCAGAUGGUGAUAAAACCAACAAAUUUGGCUUUUGGCGCAGGGGCUACCCUGUGGAAUCUAUCCGAGGAUGCUCAGCUUACGCAAGAGAGCUGCUUGUUGUCCCUGCAGGAAAUGUUCCAGAAAGUGCAAGAAGGCAUUUCAACAAAUUUAGACGAUGUGAUAGUACAGGAGUUUGUGCAUAGUUUGACGAUGAAGGGACGUAAACUGGAGCUACGUGCACAUGUAUUGGUGGCUUCUACGAAUCCGUUGAUUGUUUUGUGGGAUCCCAAUGUGCUGUGGAAAUGGGGUACAGUGCCAUUGCCUGAAGGAUGGAUUUUGAGUGGUCCAUUGCAACAACGAGAGGAAGCUACGCUUGAAGAUCUCGCCAAGGAGUUCGGCAAGAACGCCGCCGAAGAGUUGCACCGCCGCGUAUACCGCGAAGUGCGAAGAGGACUUGCGAUUAUCCUGGAGUCUUUAUUGGAAGUGACAGGAGGGAACCUGACGUGGC
Durusdinium trenchii is the source of this 844-nucleotide messenger RNA. The record is from the annotation of a GenBank genome assembly. Lineage: Eukaryota; Dinophyceae; Suessiales; Symbiodiniaceae.